UUUCGUGUAGCAGUGAGUGGCGCUUUGUCCUCACCCUGUCCUGUAUACCGGGGAGUGCCCCAGGGAUCUGUUCUUAGCCCACUCCUUUUCUCUGUCUUAUUGUCGGAUCUCCCUUCCAUGCAGGGAGUGCAUACCCUGGUAUAUGCGGAUGAUGUGGCCCUUAUGUGCAGUGCCCCGGCUUUACUGACGGCACAGGAAAGACUUCAGGGUGCCCUGCAACGCAUAACAUCAUGGGCCACCACCUGGGGUUUGGAGAUAUGGAGGCGAGACGUGCUGCGUACCUGACGCUGGCAGCAACAGCUUCCUUGAUCUACGGCUUCUAUUUCAUGACCUACAACCUGAGACCGUCUCUCUCCCCCCGACCUUGUGGGACUGGCUGUGACGUGGAGAAUUCCCCACACUUCGUGAUACAUACGCCAGUGUGUGUUAUCCCGGACUUCGCCCCGACGGAUCCUGCCAUAGCUGAGUACAUAGGCACUGAGGACGAGACGGUGGUGUGUUCUACCCUACGUCCUUUGACUGAUACUGAUAGACUUAUGCUGCGGGUCUAUAAGGAGAGAGUCGAGGAGUACGGACUGACUUGGGAAUCUAUCAACUGUUCCUACCAAGGUAUAAGAAGGAUCCAACAGGACCCGAAUAGAUAUGAUUGGAAUUGUGACAAGAUUUCGAAGCUAAAGGAGAACAAAAUUCCCAUAAAUUCUAACACACCCAUUCUGGAGGACGGUAUCCUGGUGAAGUGUCUUGAUGUAAACAAUAUGACUGUCAUCUACAAGAAUGUUCACUACUUUCUACAACCCGACAGAGUUCAUAAGAAGAGACUAAGGUUUGAGGAGUAUGAGGAGAGACAAUCACGGGAGAACAAACUCAGUGUUAUUAUUAUGGGCACUGAUGCCGUCUCCAGGGGUAACCUGAAGCGCAGUAUGCCUAAGACCUUCCAGUAUCUCACACACAGCCUCAGAGCCAUUGAUCUUCAGGGUUUCAACAAGGUGGGAGACAACACCGACCCGAAUUUGAUUGCUGCAUUGAUGGGGCUCACCACUGAGGAGUUCAACAAACACCCUUGCCAUCCCAAGAAAAGCUCAAAGCUCGACGAUUGUCCUCUUAUCUGGAAAGAGUUCUCUGAGGAAGGAUAUGCUACUGCUUACGGUGAGGACGCUCCCUGGAUGGGCGUUUUUCACUACACCCAAAUUGGGUUUGUGAAGGAGCCCACUGAUUACUACAACAGGCCGUAUUUUUUCGUUUCCGAGAGGGAAAUCAGCCAUAAUGCCGAUCUUGGAAUGUCUAAUGGUAAACUGUGUCAAGGAAACAAGCUUAGUAUGGGUGUUAUACACGAGUAUUCUCUAGCUGUAGCUGAGACCUUAGAAGACCUUCCUUACUUUGGCUUCUACUGGACGGCAUCUCUCACACACGACUACCUCACCAUGGCCAAGGCUGCUGAUGAACCUUCACUCUGGUACCUACAACAACUUAAAGCCAAAGGCUACUUCAACCACACGAUCCUCUUCUUCAUCAGUGAUCACGGUCAAAGAUGGGGGAGCUUCCGUUCUACCUACGCCGGCAUGCUUGAGGAAAGACUGCCCUAUGUUAUGAUCGUUUUUCCUCCGUGGUUCGAAGAUAAGUAUCCCGAAGCGUGGCACAACCUGAGGACCAACACUCGAAGACUCACAUCAACGUUUGACAUCCAUGCAACACUGAUUGAUAUCCUGAAGCAAGCGUAUGAAGACCUAUCUGUCGAACCCAGAGUGUCAUCCCACGGUCAAAGUCUAUUCCGGGAAGUGCCUUUGAGAAGGACUUGCCAAGAUGCCUCCGUCAGUGAUCACUACUGCGCCUGUCAGUCCAUGAGUCAAUUAGACGCCGGGGAUCAGCGUCUCAAGACAGUCGCAGAGUUCAUAGUGAGGACUCUGAACUCUGGCCUCCUGGCCUUCCCAGAGUGCGCCCAGCUUCAGCUGGUUAGGAUUUUACGAGGACAAAUGGGCACAGCAACGAACUCUACCUCACCGAAAAAACAAGAAUCUGUCUCAGUAACGUACAGCGUUGCCUUCGUUACCAACCCAGGUGGGGCUGAACUUGAAGGUACUGUCAAGUACCACUCACGACAGUACCAGAUAGUAAGUGACGUGUCGAGGAUCAACCAGUACGGCAGUGACAGUCACUGUAUCACUGACCAGCUCUACAGGAAGUAUUGUUAUUGUCGUGACCUCAUGUAGAGGCAGUGACAGUCACUGUAUCACUGACCAGCUCUACAGGAAGUACUGUUACUGUCGUGACCUCAUGUAGAGGCAGUGACAGUCACUGUAUCACUGACCACUCUACAGGAAGUACUGUUACUGUCGUGACCUCAUGUAGAGGCAGUGACAGUCACUGUAUCACUGACCAGCUCUACAGGAAGUACUGUUACUGUCGUGACCUCAUGUAGAGGCAGUGACAGUUACUGUCUUACUGUCCAGCUCUACAGAAAGUACUGCUACUGUCGUGACCUCAUGUAGAGGCAGUGACAGUCACUGUAUCACUGACCAGCUCUACAGGAAGUACUGUUACUGUCGUGACCUCAUGUAGAGGCAGUGACAGUCACUGUAUCACUGACCAGCUCUACAGGAAGUACUGUUACUGUCGUGACCUCAUGUAGAGGCAGUGACAGUCACUGUAUCACUGACCAGCUCUACAGGAAGUACUGUUACUGUCGUGACCUCAUGUAGAGGCAGUGACAGUCACUGUAUCACUGACCAGCUCUACAGGAAGUACUGUUACUGUCGUGACCUCAUGUAGAGCAGUGACAGUCACUGUAUCACUGACCAGCUCUACAGGAAGUACUGUUACUGUCGUGACCUCAUGUAGAGGCAGUGACAGUUACUGUCUUACUGUCCAGCUCUACAGAAAGUACUGCUACUGUCGUGACCUCAUGUAGAGGCAGUGACAGUCACUGUAUCACUGACCAGCUCUACAGGAAGUACUGUUACUGUCGUGACCUCAUGUAGAGGCAGUGACAGUCACUGUAUCACUGACCAGCUCUACAGGAAGUACUGUUACUGUCGUGACCUCAUGUAGAGGCAGUGACAGUCACUGUAUCACUGACCAGCUCUACAGGAAGUACUGUUACUGUCGUGACCUCAUGUAGAGGCAGUGACAGUCACUGUAUCACUGACCAGCUCUACAGGAAGUACUGCUACUGUCGUGACCUCAUGUAGAGGCAGUGACAGUCACUGUCUUACUGUCCAGCUCUACAGAAAGUACUGCUACUGUCCUGACCUCGUCUACAAGACCAGCUGAACCCUCCUGCCGGACGUACCUCCACACCACCCUGACGGGUUUAACGCUACGUCAAAUUAUUAAAAUGAUGACAAUAAUAACGAUAAUAAUAAUAAUAAUAAUAAUAAUAAUAAUAAUAAUAAUAAUAAUAAUAAUAAUAAUAAUAAUAAUAAUAAUAAUCUCUGUCUAGUUAUCUUCACUUGUGGGGUUAGAAGCCAUGGCUUUGAAGGGGCAUGAGUUGGAGUUUCAUCUGUAUAUGUGGUCACAGUGGUGGCCCAUGUUAGCCUUCCAAGGGUGUUGAAUUACAGGGUGUUCCAAAAUAAUAUACCCAGUUUCAAAGCAGACUGCUUUGAAAAUGGGUACAUCAAUUUGAAACACCCUGUACACCUUAUUGGGCGGCUGUUAUUGUAGCCAGGUGGCCUGGUUGUUAACGCACUCGCCCGGUGUUUUACGACUCACUUGCCGCGGGCUCUAACCCCACUGGAGCUGUUAUGUGGCUUGCUACUUGCAGGCAGCAACUGUCUCAGUGAUCAAUGUUAAGGUGGUGGCUUAGUUCAUUCUUUGUUCAAGGUUCUUGUUGACAGGUACGUGGUGUGUGUGUAUGUGAAAGAGAGAGAGAGAGAGAGAGAGAGAGAGAGAGAGAGAGAGAGAGAGAGAGAGAGAGAGAGAGAGAGAGAGAGAGAGAGAGAGAGAGAGAGAGAGAGAGAGAGAGUCACCCCUUCUUGACGGAUAAACAUACACACAGAAAAUGCAGUGGGCGUUCCCCCUCUGGAUCGUCACACUAACUCUCUUGUAACAGGAAUCCUCCCCUCCCCCAACCACAUCUCCCUCCCCAACCACAUAUCCCUCCCCAACCACAUCUCCCUCCCCCAACCACAAUCUCCCUCCCCCAACCACA
Molecule: messenger RNA, 4144 nt
Organism: Cherax quadricarinatus
Lineage: Eukaryota; Metazoa; Arthropoda; Malacostraca; Decapoda; Parastacidae
Source: RefSeq, a predicted model, not a curated record